Linum tenue is the source of this 738-nucleotide messenger RNA. The record is from the annotation of a GenBank genome assembly. NCBI's taxonomy places the organism in Eukaryota, Viridiplantae, Streptophyta, Magnoliopsida, Malpighiales, Linaceae.
UUUAUUUUCUAUACUAUAAAUGUUCUAUCAGUAAUUCAGUAUUGUAUAAAUGAUACGCUAAAAUUGACCGCAAUAGAACGAACCUUCGCCCUCCGGCCCUAUAAAUUAGAAGCCUUCCAUUCCCCCCACCUUCACACCAUCUUCACAACCAUAAUUCCAACACAGCUCUUUCAUACACCCAAAAAACCAGCCAAUACAAUGGCCGCUUCGUCCUCCUCCUCCGCCGCCGCUUUCCUCGCCGCUGGCCUCCCCGUCGUCGGCCUCCAGGAGAUCUCUCUCCGGCGCAACGACCAACACGGAGUUCAUCCGUACGUCGUGCAGCGCCACCACGUACCCUCAGCUCUGCUACAACUCCCUCUCCGCCCACGCCACCAAAAUCCAGACCAGCGCCAGGCUCCUCGCCUCCACCGCCCUCGACGUCGCCUUAUCCUCCGCCAAGACCACCUCCGACGCCAUGAUCAAGCUCCAACAGUCCCACGGCCUCAGCCCACGCCAGUCCGCGGCCAUGCUCGACUGCGUCGAGGAGCUCGGCGACUCCGUCGACCAGAUCCGCCAGUCCAUCGACGAGAUGGCCGGCGCCAGGGGCGCCGGCAGGUCCCCCGCCGACUUCCAAAUGAUGAUCAGCGACGUCCAGACGUGGGUCAGCGCCGCCUUGACCGACGAGAGCACGUGCAACGACGGGUUCGCGGGGAAAGAGAUGGCCGGAGAGACGAAGACGGUUGUGAGAGGGAAGAUUGA